Messenger RNA from Electrophorus electricus (electric eel), 1511 nucleotides. RefSeq names its product mRNA decay activator protein ZFP36L1. Lineage: Eukaryota; Metazoa; Chordata; Actinopteri; Gymnotiformes; Gymnotidae. The record is from RefSeq and is a predicted model, not a curated record. Gene Ontology annotation, molecular function: mRNA binding; metal ion binding.
UUGUUCUAGAACGGCAGCUGGCCAAGUGGGUAGGCAGAAAGCGUCGUCUGUGGCACGGAGGACCAUGCCAUCGUACGCGAUAAACCAGUUUCUGGAUGUGGACGAUGUUUUGUGCAAGCAACUUUUGAGUCUAGAUGUCAGGGAGCCUCCCAAGGGUUCUCAGAUGCCUGUUGAUGGACAUAAAAAGUCUGGACCGCUCUGCAUGGUGUCAUCGUCCGGGCCAGUUGCGGAAGCUAGAUCAGGGACUUGUAAUAUCUGGACACAUCAUAAAGAAUCAUCACUAUCGUCAAGGUCGACCAGGGUGAUGUCCUGGCCAGAGCGAGCCUUCAGCAUGGUUGAGGGGGACAUGAGGGUCCUGGGGUGGAUGUCCACUGACCUAGUCCACGAGAAGCCUGUGGCAGUGUCCAGCACGAACUCCCUUCCCAGCUCCACCGCGGCUCCCUCAUCCCGCUACAAGACCGAACUGUGCCGCACCUUUACUGAAAGGGGCGUGUGUAAGUACGGCAGCAAGUGCCAGUUUGCCCACGGGCCCGAGGAGCUCCGGGGCAUUAACCGCCACCCCAAGUACAAGACGGAGCCCUGUCGCACCUUCCACUCCAUCGGCUUCUGCCCCUACGGCAUUCGCUGUCACUUUGUGCACAACAACGAGGAUGACGCGCGCCAAGCUCUGCUGCGCCCCUCGCUCCCCGCUGUCCGGCCGCCCCUCCUUAAACAGAGUUUCAGUUUUGCUGGCUUCCCGUCCACUCUCCGGCCACCGGAGCCCCCCCCGCUGCAUUCGCCAUUCCUCUGUGUGCCCUCGUUCUCGCCCCCCGUCUCUGCUGCUGUCGUGUCAGACCUCCUCACCCUGGCCUUCCCCGAACUGGGCCAUGAGAGCGACGUGGACCAGGCUGGAGAUGCUGAAGAAGUUCUGUCCGAGUUCCUGCCAUCGCCCGAUUCUGGCUGCUCCCUUGGCGAGCUCACUCCGUCGCAGACGGCACCCGGCCUGCCAGAGGGGUGUCCAAGGCAGAGCCCGCUGAGCAGCGCCUGUCUGGGACCCAGAAGUCAGUCUCUGGCCUCGCUGUCUGAUCAGGAGGGUGGUUGCAGCAGCUCGGCCAGCAGCCUGAGCGGUGGUGACUCCUCCGCUUACGAAGGUGCAGGCAGGAGACUCCCGAUCUUCAGUCAGCUCUCGGUGCCUGACGAUGGCUUCUGCAGCGAGGGCAGCAACAGUGGCAUGAACUUCUUCCUUUAGAACUCGCGGAGCCUCGUGCAGAUCUGUAAUGUACAGCCACAAUUACUUCUGUGUUUAAUUACACCUCUGUGAAGACAAAAGCUACAUGUACCACAGGGAUUUCAUGUUUCAUCGUUGAAGCAGAGGCAGAACCUUUCCUGAUGCUUUUAGGUGAUGCAGCAUGAUGUGAAUUAUUUAUUAAUUUUUUCCCCACCCAAGAAAAGAUAAUUGGUGUUGCAACCUGAUUAUUUGCAGAUGGCAAAAUUGUCAGCUCAAAAAAAAAAAAAAAAAAGGAUUAUAGAUU